Trichomonas vaginalis G3 is the source of this 2034-nucleotide messenger RNA. Its product is annotated as meiotic spindle midzone assembly. Bases 1 to 2034 code for a protein of 677 amino acids. The record is from RefSeq and is a predicted model, not a curated record. NCBI's taxonomy places the organism in Eukaryota, Parabasalia, Trichomonadida, Trichomonadidae. The transcript has a single exon.
AUGUCGACUGAUUCAGACAGUGACCCAAUUAUCGAUCAGUUUAUGGACAACCUGAACGAUGUUGGCAAUACCAUUAAAGCUAAAAAUGCAGAAUUAUCUCAGCGCGAAGCUAAAUUAAAAGAAGAAUUCGAGAAACACAAACAGCACCUUGCAGAACUUGCUGCAAGAGAAAAACAAUUACAAGACUUUGCUGAUGACUUAAUGAAAACUCAAGAACAGUUUGAGCAAGAUAAACUUAAUGCACAAAAAGAGAUUGAGAAAAAGACAAAGCGUCUCGAAGAUUUACGUUCAAAAGUUGCAGUUAAGCAGCAAGAAGUUGAUGAACAAGCUACAAUUUUACAUAUAAGAGAAAACGAAAUGCAAGAAUUAAAAGAUCGUGCAUCAAAGAUCGAAAAGAGACUUGCUCAGAAGCGUAAAGAAGUCGAACUUAAGGAGCAAGAAGCUCUUGAGGCUCAAGCAAGAACAGAACAGCGUCAAAAGACUGCUGCUGAAUUACAAUCUCAACUCAAACUCUUCAAAGCUGAAUAUCAAUCCAAACUUGCAACAUUACAAGACUUACAAAAGACAGAAGAAGAAAAGCGUCGUGAAGUUGCUCAAGAAGAAGCUCAACUUGAAGCAGCUCGUGAAACUGUCGCUAAAUUAGAAGAAGAACUCAAACAAAUUACAGCACAACAUGAGCGCGAGCGUGCUGAAUUGUCCAAGCAGCUUGCUGAUCAAAUAUCUGCAACAGAAGCUGCUAAAAACGCUGCAUCAGAAUUACAAUUAACAGUUGAAUCUCUUAAACGUGAUGAAGCUACACUUACUGAUAAGCUUCGUCGUAAGGAGGCUGCUGUUGCAUCAGCUCGUGAAGAAUUAGCUCAGCUCGAAGCUAAAAACGAACAUUACGACGAACAACUUCGCCAAGCUAAGAAUGAGCUCGAGCAAGCUAAAGCAGAGUUCGAGAGAGAAACAGAGAAGAUGAAGAAUACUGAAUUCAGAAUCGGUGACGAUUUGAUGAAAAUUGAUGAUCUCGAAGCAACUCUUGAACGCGAAAGAGAUGAAUUGCAAAAUGCCAGACAAACACUUGAAAAGACAAGACAAGAGUCACUAAAGGCUACACAAAGAAUUGCAGAUUUGAAUGAUCAAUUAAGACGUCGAAAAGAAGAACUUAGAGAGAAGAGGCGCAUGAAUCAAGAACGUGCUGUCGAACUCGAGACUAAAAAGCGCUUAAUCCAAAGCAAACAACCAAAACCUUCUUUGGAGCCACUUCAAAAGAAAAUUGAAAAAGCCAGAGCGGAACUUGCAGAGAUAGAAAAGAGGAAUGCACUUGCAAGAGAAAGAAUUCGCAAGGAGGAAGAACAAAGAGCAGCACAAGCUGAAGAAGCCAAGCAAAGAAUGAUUGCACAAAUCAGAGCGGAAGGUGAAAAGAAAGAAGCAGAACUCAGAAGCCAAUUACAUGCAGCAAAGAAGGAAAAGAAACAGCUUGAAGGAAGACUCCAACAACUCCAAACAGAAGCAGCACAAAUGGAAGCAACACUCCAGAAAAUGCGUGGAAAUUUGUCUACUGCAGAAGCAGAAUCAAGUCGCGUUAAACAGCUUUUAGUUGCAGACAAAGAAGCUCAGAGACAAAGUGAAUUAGAAGAAGCACGUUUAGAAAAGAGAAGAGCUGAACUUGAGAAGCAAUUGGCUAAUUUAGAAGAAGAAGAACAGAACCUCGAUAGAGAAGAAAAAGAAUUAGAUAAAAGAUGUCAAAGUGUAAGAUCUGCUUUGGAUGAAGUCCAGAGAAGAAGAGUUUCAGCUUCAAAUGGACCAUUCAAGACAGCAGACGCAUUAGAUGGAAUAGACACUAUGGAAGGAAGCCAGGCAAACGUUGCUGACUUAGAAAGAAGAGCUGGAAAAUUAAUGAAGAAAUGCCAUUCUGCACUCGAAGAAUUAAGACGCGUUAGACGUGAAAAAGUUGGAGAAGAACAUAAGGCUUUAUUAGAACUAAUCGAACAGAAAGAAGAUAAGUUAAUGGCCCUUCACAAAUCUAUUUUCUCGAAGGAUGAUUUAUAA